Messenger RNA from Sinocyclocheilus anshuiensis, 1039 nucleotides. RefSeq names its product protein NLRC3-like. The record is from RefSeq and is a predicted model, not a curated record. The transcript is spliced from 4 exons. The coding region runs from base 47 to 1039 and encodes 330 amino acids. NCBI's taxonomy places the organism in Eukaryota, Metazoa, Chordata, Actinopteri, Cypriniformes, Cyprinidae.
UACUGAUUAGAAAUCAGAAAUCCAAUUCAUGAAGACUGAAUGAAUCAUGGAGGACACGCAAGCAUUCAGAGAUGGAGAUUUUUCUCCAGGAUGCAGUCAAUUUCAGGAGGACAGAUCAAACUCAUCAGAGCCCAGCUGUGUGUCCAUGAAGAGUAACCAGUCUAUAGAAAAACCAUUACAUUUUCAGGGAAGACACAUAUCAACUGAUCUGAGUGAUCAGUCUGUGGACACUCCAGGAACAUUUACAGGAAAACACAUGUCAUCUAAUAUGAGUCGUGACUCUCAACUGGACCAAAGCAGAUUCAAAUCAGAUCUGCUGAGUAAGUUUGGGCGUCUGUAUGAAGGAACAGCGAUGCAGGGAAACCCAACUCUCCUGAAUGAGAUCUACACAGAGCUCUACAUCACAGAGAGUGAGAGUGGAGAGAUCAAUAAUGAGCAUGAGGUGAGACAGAUUGAGACACAAUCCAGGAGAGCAGCCACAGAGGACACGGCCAUCAAAUGCAAUGACAUCUUUAGACCUUUACCUGGACAAGACAAAGCCAUCAGAACUGUGCUGACAAAGGGAGUCGCUGGCAUUGGAAAAACAGUCUCUGUGCAGAAGUUCAUCCUGGACUGGGCUGAAGGGAAAGAGAAUCAGGACGUCCAGCUCAUAUUUCCACUUCCUUUCAGAGAAAUCAACCUGAUGAAGGACAAAACACUCAGUCUUUCAGAUCUUCUUCAUGUCUUUUUCCCUGGAACUAAAGAGAUGAAAAUAUCCAUUGGUGAAUAUAAAGGGCUGUUCAUCUUUGAUGGUCUGGAUGAGUGUCGUCUGUCUCUGGAUUUUCAGAGCAAUGUGAGGUUGUGUGAUGUUAGUGAAUCAGCCUCAGUGGAUGUGCUGCUGAUGAACCUCAUUGUGGGGAAUCUGCUUCCCUCUGCUCUCAUCUGGAUCACCUCCAGACCAGCAGCAGCUGAUCUCGUCCCCUCUGAGUGUGUCCAUCGAGUGACAGAGGUACGAGGCUUCAGUGAGCCACCUCAGCCGCUGUUCUGGAGAAGAUGUUGA